AUGACGUUAGUCAGCCAUUGCUCCGCGAUGAUGGCCGAGCUCCCGGCGAGCCUCCGCCCUACAUUGGUGGUUCCAGAUGAAGAGCGUGACGCAGCCGGACCCAAGAAACAGUUCUCUAUUCGCGUCGAAGCGGCAAUCCGCCGUGUCCUUCUUGGAGCAAGAAGAAUACUCGAGCCGGCAGCCGAAGAACGACUCGAGGUGAUACGGACGGCGAUCGAGGAGGAAUUCAAAUUCCAAGAGCCCACACUUUCGAAUAUGAUACUCUUGUAUCUUGAGAUAUUCGAGGGUCACAACGAGCAGCAAGCUUAUGAGAGGCUGAAGUCUGAGCGUUAG
This is a messenger RNA of Aspergillus calidoustus, 333 nucleotides long. The record is from the annotation of a GenBank genome assembly. Lineage: Eukaryota; Fungi; Ascomycota; Eurotiomycetes; Eurotiales; Aspergillaceae.